GCGAGAUGAGGAGAAAUGGCAAAAGACAACAAAGCUGAGGAGGAAUUUGACACAGUUUUCAGCAGAAACGAUUCUCUGGAGCUUUCUGCACAGCACGACCAUGACCCCACACAGGCCCGGACCUUUAAGAUCAUCGUGAUCGGAGACUCCAACGUGGGGAAGACGUGUCUGACGUACCGGUUCUGCGGAGGCACCUUCCUGAAGAACCCCGAGGCGACGAUCGGGGUCGAUUUCAGAGAGAGGUCGGUGGAGCUGGAUGGAGAGAGUGUCAAGUUGCAGAUCUGGGACACGGCCGGUCAGGAGCGUUUCAGGAAGAGCAUGGUGGAGCACUACUACCGCAACGUCCACGCCGUCAUCUUUGUGUACGACGUGACCAGCCUCUCAUCCUUCGACAGCAUCCCCGAGUGGAUUGAGGAAUGCAGCCGACACUGUGUGGGGCCCCUUGUGCCGCGCAUCAUGGUGGGAAACAAGUGUGAUCUGAGGGAGUGCAGGGAGGUCCCCACGGCGGCCGCCCAGUGUCUCGCUGACAGAUACAACUUCCCGUUGUUUGAGACCUCGGCCAAAGACGCUGCCGAGAAGGAGCACGUCGAUGCCAUUUUUCUGACGAUCGCUUAUAGGCUGAAGAGUCACAAACCUCUGAGACUGAAGCAGCUGCGUGAGAGUGGUGCGAGUAAUCAGUGGAGCCAGAGAGAGCAGGAAGAAGCAGCUUGUCAAUGCUAAGGUCAAGUCCAUCUUAUAUGGAUUUUUAUGGUCACCCCGGCCGUCUGGAACAAUCACGAUGCUGAGAAACGCAGCGUUGAGUUGAGCUUCCAGACAUUAACGUCUGAAAGGACAGAAGCUUCUUAUGAUUUUUGCACUUUCCCCUUCCUACUGUAAGGCACAGCUUGUGACAGUAUGGGUAAUGUAUAUCUAAGUUUGCACAACAUUGAAUCAACAUUUCAAUGAAAUGCACAAAUCGAUUUGGAGUUAUGACGAGUAUAUGUUUAUCAAACUUCACAUGAAAUCAUUCACAGCAUUGCAGAGUACAUUUUAUUAUGCACAUGAAUUAUAUGCAAUCAGCCGUCUAGUAGCACUACAACUAUCAGAAUCCAAAGCAGACAGUAAGUAAAGGGAAAAACAGAUUUCCCUGUGCAUAAAGGGACCCGUGAGAUAAACUGUGAAGUAAACAUUCUCUAUAAAUGUUUUACAGUGACAUGCAAUUCCUAAAACUGUAAGUUUUGGUGCUGUUAUUACAUGUUAAUCUCUCAAAUUUCAAGCUUUAUGAUGUCAGAACUAUCCAUAUUUGACUGGUACUUUCUUGCAUGUGUUCAAUAAUGCAAAUGUUUAACAGCAGCCCGAAGAAUUGGAACAAUAUAA
Messenger RNA from Limanda limanda (common dab), 1356 nucleotides. Its product is annotated as Ras-related protein Rab-33B-like. Gene Ontology annotation, cellular component: Golgi apparatus; endosome. Gene Ontology annotation, biological process: Rab protein signal transduction. The transcript has 2 exons. The coding region runs from base 16 to 720 and encodes 234 amino acids. Gene Ontology annotation, molecular function: GTPase activity; GTP binding. NCBI's taxonomy places the organism in Eukaryota, Metazoa, Chordata, Actinopteri, Pleuronectiformes, Pleuronectidae. The record is from RefSeq and is a predicted model, not a curated record.